AUGAUCAAAUAUGUUUUGAGUGGAUUUCCAUCGAAGCCACUCUCUUCGUCAUCAGUGGAAUAUUACAACGACGAAGCGAUCUAUCGUCAUCUGAAGGACGAUGCAGAUGCGCAAGAACCGAUUGUGGUUGAGAAUGCGUACUCGUUGGGUGCAGUGCAAGAGGAGGAGAAGACCAGUGGACGUAUCUACGAUACGAUCGUUUGCCAACGCUCUUCGAGUCAACGGGAAAUCAAAUUCGCCGAAUACGAUGUCAGUCAGCAUGCUUCACUUAAUCUUAUUCUUGCUUUCAUUCACCAAUUUCUACUCUUAUGA
Molecule: messenger RNA, 312 nt
Organism: Anisakis simplex (herring worm)
Lineage: Eukaryota; Metazoa; Nematoda; Chromadorea; Rhabditida; Anisakidae
Source: the annotation of a GenBank genome assembly